This is a messenger RNA of Callithrix jacchus (white-tufted-ear marmoset), 3058 nucleotides long. It is a transcript of the gene RABL3, whose product is annotated as RAB, member of RAS oncogene family like 3. The record is from RefSeq and is a predicted model, not a curated record. Lineage: Eukaryota; Metazoa; Chordata; Mammalia; Primates; Cebidae.
GAAGGCUCUGUCCUCCAUGCCCAACUCUGAUUGGCUUAUAAUCCCGGAACAGGCGUUAACCCAGAGAAGGCAGUGGCAAGAUGGCCUCCCUGGAUCGAGUGAAGGUACUGGUGUUGGGAGACUCAGGUGUUGGGAAAUCUUCAUUAGUCCAUCUUCUAUGCCAAAAUCAAGUGCUGGGAAAUCCAUCAUGGACUGUGGGCUGCUCAGUGGAUGUCAGAGUUCAUGAUUACAAAGAAGGAACCCCAGAAGAGAAGACCUACUACAUAGAAUUAUGGGAUGUUGGAGGCUCUGUGGGCAGUGCCAGCAGCGUGAAGAGCACAAGAGCAGUAUUCUACAACUCUGUAAAUGGUAUUAUUUUAGUACACGACUUAACAAAUAAGAAGUCCUCCCAAAACUUGUAUCGUUGGUCAUUGGAAGCUCUCAACAGGGAUUCAGUGCCAACUGGAGUCUUGGUGACAAAUGGGGAUUAUGAUCGAGAACAGUUUGCUGAUAACCAAAUACCGCUGUUGGUAAUAGGGACUAAACUGGACCAGAUUCAUGAAACAAAGCGCCAUGAAGUUUUAACUAGGACUGCUUUCCUGGCUGAGGAUUUCAAUGCAGAAGAGAUUAAUUUGGAUUGCACAAAUCCACGGUACUUAGCUGCAGGUUCUUCCAAUGCUGUCAAGCUCAGUAGGUUUUUUGAUAAGGUCAUAGAGAAGAGAUACUUUUUAAGAGAAGGUAAUCAGAUUCCAGGCUUUCCUGAUCGGAAAAGGUUUGGGGCAGGAACAUUAAAGAGCCUUCAUUAUGACUGAGUUACACUCGUCCUUGGAAGAGUGAGCAAGCAGUGGCAGUCUUUCACAGCUUUCCUCUUGCUGUGUCAAUUAUUACCAUCACAGCCUUUUAACAAAGUAGUCUUAAAAUGCUACCCUUCAGCCUCACCCUUUAAUGGAAAAAUGAAAAGUAGUGACAACAUGGGAGGUCCAAACUUUGUUCCUGUUCUCUGUAUUCCUCACCUUUCUGUCCCUGUUUAUAGAUUAUGUAAAAGCCUUGUGGAAAUAUGAGAUGUUGUCAAAAUGAUGCAGUAAAUGAGCAAUGACAGUAUACUGCAAAGAAAAUUUACUCUUGCCUAGAACUGGAGGGUUUUUAUGGGUCUGUAAUUUUCCCACACUCCCUGCUGAAGGCUUAAGUACUUGAAAAAGUGUAUCUCUAUUGUUUUACCUUCUUGAGGGGAAAGGUCUUGUUAACCAGCCCGGAGUUGUCCACCCCAAACAAUCUCUGUCAUUUUCAAAGAUGCAAAAUGGUGUUAUUUAAUUGUCUCUACCCUCAUCACACACAGAAAUGUCUAAUAAUAGCAACCCUAUCUCCCUCUUCUCUCCUUUGCAAAUGGCUCAGUGACUGGAAGAGGCAGACUAAUAGCUAGAGUUAAAUAUAAAUACAGAUUAAUAAUACAUAGAGAACAGCAAUACCAGAAAAAAAGAAUUCUGGUAAAAUGAUGUGAAAAAUUGACAGCUCCCUUACUCUUCAGGUUGCUACUGUCUGUAGUCUCUUGCUGUUUUGUUUGGAAAUAGGAAGGGUAAAAUCUAAGACCUGCACAAGGGCAGUGAGACACAUUUACAGCCUCCUCUCCAUUUUUUUUUUUUUUUAAGGAAAAGUCAACUCCUGAAAUGUUCCUUGGCUAUAGUCAGAAAACUAAGAAUAUUAUUCUUGUGUCAACAAUUUUUUAUGGAGAGAAGUAAAAAUAAGUUCCACAGCAACACAUUUACAUGAAUUAUGAACUAGGAUUCUUGGAUUUCAUAAUCACUUCAAAGCUUUUUGGGGGUGGGGGGGGUGUGGUGUGUGUGUCCCCAUAAUAGUUCAUCAUUACUUUCUCCAGCCUUUCUUUACUUCCUCUUUGAAAGGACCUACCCCUGGUUUCUUUCUGACACAAAGAAGAGCUAUGCAAAUCAUGAUCUGUAUGUAGAAUUGGUCAUAGUAUGCUGUGGCAUAGGCUGUAUAGUUGGUAAGUAGAAACCAAGUGUUUCACAGAGACUUAAACCAACUAAAGCUCUUUGUAUUUCUCUUUAAAAAAUAAAUUAAAACCCCUUCCUUCCCUCUGCUCUCUUCCUCUUUCAAUGAAAAAAAAACAAUUAUCCUGAACUUUUUAUUUUCUAUCUUAUAAAAAAAAAAAAUAGGCCGAGCACAGUGGCUCAUGCCUGUAAUCCCAGCACUUUGGGAGGCCAAGGUGGGUGGAUCACUUGAGGUCAGGAGUUUGAGACCAGCCUGGCCAACAUGGCGAAACCCCGUCUCUACUAAAAAUAUAAAAACUAGCCAGGCCUGAUGGUACACGUCUGUAAUCUCAGCUACUUGGGAGGCUGAGGCAGGGGAAUCACUUGAACCCCGGAGGUGGAAGUUGCAAUGAGUUGAGAUUAUGCCAUUGCACUCCAGCCUGGGUGACAAAGCAAGAAUCCAUCUAAAAUAAAUAAAUAACAAAAAAGUAAAUCAUUGUUGAUGGUUCCAGGGUCAAGGUUCCAGGAAUACUGGAAAAAUUAACAGUAUUCCUCAACUCCAUUUCUUUCUGCAGCCAAGCCUGAUUCCUUGAAUUAUAGUUUUCUAAGAAAAAGUCGUUUUUAAUAAUCUAAGGUAAAUUUGUUGCAGUUAUUUUUUGUUUGUUUUUGUGUUUUGUGUUUUUUUGUUGUUGUUGCAGUUAUUAGCAGCAGCAUAAUAAGGCUUUUCACCCAAAUGAAUGUUAUUAGUUAGAUUUCUUCAAAAAAGAAUGUUUUUGAAGCAUACUUUUUGCUAGGACUUCUUGAGAACUACUCAUAAAAAAUGCUUUUAGAUAAUAAGUAUACAUGUCAAAAUAUAUUAUUUUUUAAGUAUAAUUGUCCAGGUGCUGUGGCUCACACCUUUAAUCCCAGCACUAUAGGAGACCGAGGUGGGAGGAUCACUUGAGCCUAGGAGUUUGAGGCUGCAGUGAUUCAUGAUUGCACCACUGCCUUCCAGCAGCCUGGAUGAUGGAAUGACUCUAUCUCUUUACAUAUGUGUAUCUUACUCUCUUGAUGGGACAAGUUGGUAGCAAUAAAGAUUGUUUUUUCAGUUGUGA